UCUAUGGAACGAUGACUAUAACGAAGAAGUGGUAGACGAUGACAACGGCAACAAUGAUGAUGAUGAUGAUGAUGAUGACGAUGAUGAGGAUAAUGAUGAUGGUGAUGAUGAUGAUAAUGAUGAUGAUGAUCGUAACGAUAAUGAUGAUGAUAAUGACCGAGAGAAGUAAUCAUCAUUUGCCGGCGGUGAAUGUCGUUUGCCAUGGAGGUUCGCAGACCACCAUAAAAUACUCGUUCUCGAGAACAGAGGGGAUAGUUGCUUCUUUGAGUUCAAGAAGAUUAGAGCACUUCUUUCAUGCAUGAAUCGCACCCGAGAACUCUUCAUCGAACGUGGGAACUUCAUCUGCUUGGAUGAAUUCUGUGAUUGUAUUAGAGUGCUGAAAGUGUUUACGCGGGAAACGAUCGCGAAGAAUCUGUCGGAAAACUAAUUGUCGAACCUGUGACAUUCGCUUCCGCGAAUUCUAACUUAUUCUGUGACUUGUGAACAUUGCGUCAUUCGUAAAGUUGCAUCUGUACUGUUCGUAAUUGAGAACGCAGAGACUGUACUAUCCUAAUACUAAGACAAUUAUCUCUAUUCAGAUUAAAAUAACUGUUGUCUGAUAUGGCAUAACAGUUGAGCUAAUUUAUUGGUGGCUAAUAGUAUACUUAACUGUUGAGGAAUUGUAAUUUGUCUACAAUAUUAAUCGGAUUAAGACUUCUUGAUUUAUCAAAAGAAUACGACGGGAGUUGGAGAAACUAUCUGCAAUCACGGAAAUAUUUUCUAUAUUCUCUUACCAUACAAAUUCAAAGUUUUCACUUUUCGGAAAUGUGGAAUAGUAAUGAGAGCCUCAUCUCAAACCAGUAGCACGAGGGUGCAGUAAAACAGGCCUGACCUGCGAAACCACCCUCACCCUCUUCGUCUCAAUGAAUCUUUCAUAUUCAAUAUCUUUCGAAAAUUUUUGAAGUGUCUCCUGCAAGAAAGAAAGACAGAGAAAGAUACACUUGAGAAGUCAAAGUGUGGAACGAAGGAAGAAUAACGCUGCCAUCAGUAAGAAAGAAAAAGAGGAAAAAAGACAGAAGUAGAAGAAGGUGAAAGUAAGAGAGAGACGGACAGAGGGUGGGUGGUGGGGGGCUCUCGGUUUAAGAGAGAGGGAGAGAGAGGAGGUCGAAGGGAGUCGAGCGAGGAGAAUGACGGAUAGCCAGCAGCAGUUUUGCUUGCGUUGGAACAACUUUCAAGCUAAUAUCACCAGCCAAUUCGAGGCCCUCAGGGAUGACGAGGACUUCGUUGAUGUCACCUUAGCCUGCGAUGGUAGGCGUCUCCAGGCGCACAAGGUUGUCCUCUCCGCGUGCAGCCCUUACUUCAAGGAGUUGUUCAAGACAAAUCCAUGCAAGCAUCCGAUAAUAUUUAUGCGAGAUGUGGAGUUUGAACACCUGCAGUCACUUUUGGAGUUCAUGUAUGCUGGAGAGGUUAACAUAUCUCAAGCAGAAUUACCUACAUUUUUAAGAACUGCUGAGUCUCUGCAAAUCCGUGGCCUCACUGACUCUCAAAAUAAUCAGCACAACAACGAAAAGCAUUUGAAGACAAACAACAUACACGCAUCAAAUGGCCGUGGGCUGAUCUCACCAAAUUUGGAGGAGGACCGUAGCAAAACUCCACCAACUUCAAGUCCUCCACCAUUAAAAAGGCUGUGCAAACGAAGUGAUUCGCCUCAAAUAUCUAGUCCAGUACCAGCUCCGGCGGCCUGUGCAACUGGAACGCCACGCACACGGCCAUUAAUUGAGCCACAGGUUCAACUUGACUGUUAUAAAGAUCUCGAUAUUGUUGAGCCAAAAAUAGAAUUACCAGAAUAUGGAAGCGAUGAUGAUUGCUCUCCAAAGCAGGAGGUCAACACACUGCCAAGUGGUUUUCUUAGCCUUGAUGGUGGCAUGGAAGUUCUGCCAUCUUAUCCACCUUCCUAUCAAGGUGGUGGAGCAGGAGGAGGAGGAGGAGGUGGAGGAGGGGGUGGUGGUUCACUAGAAGGUGGGAUGCCAGGACCAUCUCAUGCUGGUAAUACGGAACUAAAUCAAGAACAACAAGGUCGAAGGGUACGCCGCGGCAGGCCGCGGCUUGGAACAAGGGGUGGAAAACAUGGAUCCCCGUCUGUACAGAGUAAUUCGCCAUCAAGGAGUGAAUGGUUACCCUUGGAUAUGAGAACUACACCUCCUGCUGCGAUGCCUGCUUUCCGUGGUUUCGAGGAGUCCUCUUCCGACGGCGUGGUGCAUUUGGGAGAGGGAAUAGCAGUUUGCGAGGAACAACUAAGGGCUGUGAAAUGGAGCGAUUACAGAAAAUUGACCCGUGGUCUGGCUGCAAUCUUGUUCAGCCCCACCGAGUUGGCCACCUGCUCGGUCACAGGACAACGAUGGAGCCGAGCUGGAACUGCCACUGAAAGACCAGUGAAACCUGCGCUAGACAAGGCCAAAGUACAGGCUAUUAUAUCCUACGUGACAUCGAGGUUUCCCACAGUCGACGUGAGCAGCGUGAAGCAAGUGUUGGCUUACAAGUGCAAGGAGAACUCGACGGCACUCAAGAUGAAAUCUAUUAGAUACAUUUGUGAGAGACAGGAAACAGAAAGAUCACCAAGGGCAAAUCCCGAAGAUAAGUGAGAGGUGGUAGAAGUGCGUUGAACGUGCAGCCAUAAUCGAACAACUUCGCAACGUUCAAUCGAAUCUGGGGACUUCUUGCGGCUUGCGACUAACCUUCUUGCUUCGUCCUCUCUCGGCAUCGACAUCUUGAAAAUUACCAUUUUCGAUUAAAUUGGCUCGCCGUUUAAUCUGGCCGUGGUUAAUAUGUCACAUAACCACUGAAUUACUCGAAGGAUUCGCUAUUGUUAAAAAGUUCAAGAACUUGGAGGGAUCAAUGCUGUCGUGUUAAUUCAAAUAGGCGUAUCUGGUCGAAAGGCGAUUUUGAGAAAAGUGUCUUUCAAUAUUUAACAACCAGGCAUCGAUUUCACAUACGUCCGGGAUAUGAACUGUUAUAUCUUCAGUUUUAACGCAGAUAUGACUUUCUUAUUUGCUAUACAUACAGGAAAACUAUUUUUCUGCUGCCUGACAGCAAUGACUUGAUUUUAGCGGAAAUUGCAGAUAUGCCUUUUUGACGUAACAAAGGCAGAAUGGCAAGAUUGAUAUUUUACCUUCGAUGAAACAAUGCCGAGACUAUUUGGACAGUUAAAGCCGUUAUAGGAUCAAUUGGUUGAUUGCUUCAGAAUAUCAGAUUAUUAUGGUACAUGAUGUAGUUCAAUUACGUGAAGAGUUGAAAAAUCUUCAAAGGUACGGGAAGAACGUCUCUUUGAGAAAGAACGUGACGUCUUAAAUCGCGUAAUUUCCAAAUUUCCAUAAUUUGGAUCAUGUCAAGGUUGUCCUUAUGCCUUAAACCGCCGUGUUUUAAAUUAGCACCGCUAGGAUCGGUUGAAAAUUAUACGAAUCAAUGAUAUUACCUUCGUAAAUUAUUAUUCGUUUAAAAAAAAUAAUUAAAACAUCCGACUAUCGUUAUUAAUAACCGAGCCUUAAAUUUAUCAACUCCAAUUUCUGAGUGUUGAAUACAAUUCGUAAACGAAGAGCUGAUAAAAUGUAAAUAAAAUAACGAAAAGUAUCGUGAACUUAAAAAAGAAAAAGAAACAUCUAACCUAACAGCGAGAUGUUUUUAAAGGGAAAAGCGGACGCGGCCUACUUGAUAGAAAAAUCAUCUUUGAAACGGAUUUAAAAAAAAAUCGAUCUUAAUAACGAAAAAAAUCGUAAUAAAUGAUAUAACUUGUAUAGGAUCAAUAAUUAGAAAUGAACAAAAAAAGAAAAGAAGUAAUUUCGUUAGUAAUAAACACGAUCGUUUGUUAUGAACGAAAGACAAUUUUGUUUAUAAUUCGCGAACGAACGUAGUGGUAGUAGCAACCUCUUAGGAUGGAAUUCUAUGAAAUGCAGUAGAACCUCAGUUGUCCGCACUAAUUGAAGGAUAAGUAUGUUCGAAUAAUAGAAUAGUUACUUUCCUGAUGUUCAUCCUCGAGAAGGUGUUCAUCUUUGAACGUUCAUAUUUGUCCUCUGUAUGUUUCAAGAAAGAACAUAAACUAUAACAAUGGCGAUAUAAAUAAUGAAAUUAAAUGAGAUGUUCAUCUUAGAAAGCUCACCUUUGUUCUAUAUAUUUCAAAAAUGUAAAUAUAUAUUGGGUUGAAUAAUAAAUAAUAUUGUACUUUUUGUAAAAAGAGAUAGUCACUUUGUGUUUUUAUUGAGAAAUUUUAUUCACCAACAUAGUGUCCGUUUUGGUCCACAGACCAAAUUUUGCCAUCAUGUGGACAAUAAUUCCACUCUCCCAAAACUCAUCUUUUUCUGCAAGGAACAUGGACAUGUGCAUUUUGUAGGCCCCCAAAGAAUCGACAUUUUAUCACUGAAUUUUAUAAAGAUCUGAACAAAUGACGAUUUAGGGAUAUUCUGUGAAGAUGAAAAGAUGUCAGAGAACAUCCCAAUUGAAUUGCCUCAGCUUUUGUCGAGUUUGUGACGAGACGUGUGGUCUCUCAUUGUCAUGGUGAAAAAUGGCUUCUUUCUAUUCGCUAUUCCUGACCAUUUCUCCUGGAUAUUCGCCUUUAGCUGAUCCAAUUGGUUACAACAUUUCGUAGAAUUUAUAGUCUCAUCUUGUGCUAGGUGCUCGUAAUACACUAUUCUCUUGCAAUCCCAUCAUACACACAGUGUGAUCUUCUCAGGCUAUAAACUUGGACUUGGAAGUUGUUAAUGCAAUUGAUCUCGGCUUAGUCCAAUGCCUUUUCCGUACAACAUUAUUGUAGGUGACCCAUUUCUCAUCAACUGUGACAAUCCACUUUAGAAAUGGCUCAUUUUCCUAACGUUUCAAUAGCGAAUCACAAGCCAACAUUCUAUCCGCUGUGUUUCUUCCUGGCAAUUUGUGGGAACUUAAAUGCCAUAUGAGCCGUUUAAUGCAAAGAUGGUGUAAGCUGAUUGAAAAAAGUUGAUUACUAGAUAACGAGGGAUAAAGUAAAAUUUCUGUGAGAGGUCGAAUGGCUGAUUUUCACAUAUUCUUCUAUCCACCGAGAAACUAAUGAAGAAUGAAGGUUAUGCUUUCAAGCUGUACUGUUACAAAAGAUUCAUUUACACUACUAUUGCAAGUUGAUGUAAGUGAUUCCGAACGUUAGAUUCCGCUUUUUUCAACAUCUCAGUAAUCUGUCUGCUUAUCAACAGUCGAUAAUUUGUCAUUAUAAACUUCGACGGUUGUACCAGGCUGUUUCUCAUCGCAUACCGUGAAAUCUCGUAAACAACCAUUCUCAUCACUUUUACACUUACAGCAUCAUCAUCUUGCACAUCGCAAAUCUUUUUUUGCCGUUUGUGUGGUGCUUUUUAACGGCAUAAUUUGCUCAAUUAUAAGUUUUUUAGUCAGAGGCGCCAUCAGCUGACUUACGACCCGAUUUGUGAGGUUAGGAAUACCGCAUCGUUACUUGAGGACAACAGAACGCCAGGUGGCGUGAAAACACGACGUUACUUAUUAACCAACCCAAUAACAGCAAUAUUGAUACUGAAAGUAAAUAUGACCUGUUUAGCUGUUUUAGCAGAUUUCAUUCGGCAAAGUUACAUUUCUUUUCUGCAUAGAUUAUGACUAAGGACUCAAAUAUUAUAAAACGUCGAGGAAUAUCAUUAUUGUCAUUAUAUUCGUUUCUCAAUUAAUUCGUUAUUCGAAACACACGUAACAUCAGCACGAUGACCAAUAGAAGAAGGUUCGUCGCGUUGAAACCAUUGUAUUACGUCGGGGCUGUUGCAAUAACCGAAACCUGGUAUUGUGUUCAAUGCAGAAAGAGUCUCUUCUACGUCUGUCGUAAUAUUAUCUUCCACUUCUUCCUGUAUGGUGUCUUCAAUGUAAUUCACUAGUUUUCUCCAUGCUCUUCUCAGUGUUACACAUCUGAUGCCCAACCAAGCAUAUGCCAUCUCAUAACUGCAAUCUUGUAAACCUAAUUGCUUGUGAAGUUGUAUCGUUUUUGCCAGUAGUGUCGUUAGUCGUUGACAAAAAUUCCUGUAAAGGAACUUCUUAUAUGAUGAACGUGUUAGGAUAAUGGAACGUACGGGUAAUAGGAAAUUCGGAUGACAGGGGUUCGGAUGAUCGAGGUUCUACUGUAAUUAGGAUGAUGAGGGCGCAGUUUGGAUUAACUAAUUCUUAGUUAACUUUCUUUGCGAAGAUAACUGUAACAGAGGUUAUGUUUCUUUUUAACGUAACAUUCAAAGAACGUACAACACGCAGUCGAAAAGUGUGGUAUUAAUCGAUUUCAGAUUAACAAACGAAAGAGGAAAAAUUACCUGCUAAAGUAGCAAGCUGUUCAAUAGAAAUGUCACUUUAAUUACUUACAUGAAUUUUUAUAUCUUUAUUAAUUUACGAGGUAGAUAUAACGAUCGAAUUGCAAUUUUUUAUUGCGUGAUAUUGACAAAAUAUUUGAUCGUAAAAUUGAAACAUUUUUUUUACCAGAUAUUAUGAUAUGCUUGAAUUUUGCAGUUCAAUUUUUGACCAAUCUUUUUCUGGGAUAUUGUCUGAAUUAAUAGAAUUUUUAAACUCGCAAUUGGGCCGAGUUAUGCAGAAAGUCAUCAGUCCUCGAUGAUCUGCACUCGAGUUUUAGUUUCAGGAUUUUAACUGUAAAGAAAUAGCUUUAUUUCCGUUGAAUAUAUUUUAUUUCCUGUUGUUGUUUUACCAUUUUACCAUUUUCAAUGGCUUAUUUAGUUAAUAUAUGGUUUGGAAAUUUUCUGCAGAAUAAUUAUAAGCCUAAAAUGGAACUAUGGUUGCAGUAGUUUUAAUAAUGUAAGAGUUGUUUUAUGAGUUGGUAAUCUUUUGCAAAGUGAGCUUCACAAAAUUAUGGGAUCCGUGAUGCGUUUAAUUAAUCUUGCUGUCAUUUCGAGGACUGCCAGGUUUCUGCGUGACUUGGCUUAAUGGCAUCGUCGUUUGUUUCUUAAUUUGACAAAGGUAUUUUAGUAAAUUGUAGUUUUUCCUCGCCAGUCGAUAAACGUACCAAGGGGUAAUUGUAACAAGACGUUGAUUACUAUUUUUUCGUCAGAUUUUACUAGAAAUUCUCCAUCUGUGUAAACUGAAUAACGAAAAAGGUAAAACAAAAGGGACAACUACCCGGGAUGUGAGGGUAGCAAUUUUCGUAUAGGAAAACGCCUAAAGUUUAAACAAGUAAAUAGAUAAAUAAACCGAAAAAUUAAAGAAAUGAAGAAUAUAUAUAUAUAUAUACAUACAUAUAAAUAUAAAUGAAAAUAAAUAAACAAACAAAUAAAUUCAUAUGUGCGUAUGUGUGUGUAUACAGAGAUACGUAUAUGUAUACAAAUGCAUACGCACGCAUAUAAUUAUAUUGAAUUAUUAUUAACGAGAAUAGAUGAGAACUUAUAUAUUAUUUGUUGGGAGAGCAUAUAUUAUACGAUAUUUAAUAUAUUUAGGAUAUUUAUUUGUUGAUUUGGUGAUAAUAUAUAUAUAUAUAUAUAUAUAUAUAACAUAGAAAAAUAUAUAUAUAUAUACAUAAAUAGGUAAAUAAUUUUUACAAGGCCUAUGACAGGUUGAAACAAAUGAAACAUGGUAUUUCAACGGGGAAAAAUCGAUUGAUCACUUUCGCGGUUUUAAUCCGGAUUAUUUUAACUUUACCGCUUAAUUCGUUGUUUUAAUCUGAAGCAAUUAGAAACUCGAAUUAAAUAAUAACAUUUGAUGUAUAUACAAAGUUGCGCGGUAUCCUUCUCCUUAUCGAGAUCGAUUCGACUCUAUUUUCUAAUAACCUAACCUCAACCUAACCUCAAUCUAUUUUCUAAUUUCUGUUAUACAGGUUACAUUGAAAAUGAAAUUGAUCACGGAAUUAAUUAGAAAUUGUUAUUUUAUCGAAUUUGUAGUUCACUUGCAGUGUUGGGCAAAACUUUGUUUAACUAUUGAGCAGUAAAUAGAAAAUUCAAAUACUGUUCGAAUUGCGAGUAAAAAUGAAAUUUCGUAGAAAAUGGAAGUCAUUUGAACAAUGCGAGAAACAAUUUGUCUAUUGUUUCUUAUUUACGAAUGAAAUUUUAUUUUUAGUUUGAACUUAAUUACACGAUAAAUGAUAAUAUAUAAAUAAAUAAUUUUCGGUUCUUGCUUUGUCCACUUGCUUCUGAAACUACUCACCUUUCGAAUUAAUUGUCAAAAAGCCUGUUUAAUUUUGUCACAACUAAUGAACAUGAUUAAAAAUUACAAACUGUCGUUUACAGUAAUGUUAUACUUGUUGAUAAAUCAUAAAUAAAAAUAACGAAUACAAUUGUACCUGUAAAUAACAGUUAACUCGAUUACUUUAAACAAUGCAUUUAGAAUUGUCCAAAUUACAAAUAAUUUAUCUCUGUUUUUCAUUCGAACUUUCAAAUAAACAAUGCCUCUGUAAAUAAUUAUUUACGCCAAGAUUUAUUCAAUGAUGCUCAACAUUGUUUGCAAACGAACAAUUAACGAAAUGUGCAAUUAAUUGUUGUUCGAUCGAUCGUUAAGCAAAGCCUAUGGCAGAACGUCGAUUAACUUCAUUGCGAGGCCUAACAGAUACGAAUUUUAAACUAUUAAUGGAAAAUAUUUCGUUCUUCAGUUGAGUGGCUCCAUCAUCGGAUUUCGAUAAUCCUCAUGGGAAAACAAUUUGUUUGAAAGAUGAAUCGAUCUCGAUAAAUCGUUUCCAACGUGAAAUUAUUUCUUAACUGUUUUAUUUAAAAACUAGAGGUGAAAAUACAUCUCGUGUUAGCUAUGGUCUUUUCGGAAGUUUCUUGGAAAAAAUUCUUUCGGACACGGCAUUAAUCGAGCGAGUGCUCGAUUUACUCCACUUUCUACGGUUUCACAUGUUUAUUAAUUUUUUGUUGUCAUCGAAAGUAAUAGGUGAUUUUAAACUGAUAUGUAUAUAAAUGUUUUGUUAAAAUGUUAUUAUCAGUUAUAUAUGUAGAUGAAUGGAAUUUCAUAAUUUUAUUUAAACGUUAGAGGCGUUGUGUAAACAUUUAGAGAAAAUAUAUUAGUUCGUUACGAGUCUGUUAAUUUUAUCGAUGUCCGAUUUCUUUAGCUGCAGUAACAAAGAAUAUCCAACAUUUGCAUUAUUCAUAGUCGUUUUAUUAUAUAUUAAUAUAUAUAUAUAGAUAUAUACAUUAAUUUAAUAAAAUAUAUCGAUCGAUCGUGUUGUAUAAGUGAAGAGGAAUAUCGAUGAUAAAAUAUUUGGGAGGAAAUUUUACAUGUAAGAAAAUGAAUCUAGCAAUAAAUUUUCUAAAUUAGCGGUUAGUGAGUGAAAUUACCGUGGAAGGUUCGCAACUUUGAUCGUUCUCGGAUGUCUUUAUGUACUGCGACUGAAAAUUAUCGAUGGGAAUAAUUUUCUUUGAUUAACGAAAGUUGCCCGUAGAAUCAGAUGUACAUCGGUUGUCGAUUAAAACCAGUUUCGAGCAAUAAGAUUUUGUAUACAAUUUAUACAAAAAUUUAGAAACGAUUUUACCGAAACUGAAUAAAACAAAAUUGUUCGCGUUGUAAAUUCGUACAGUCGGAAACAAAAAUAAAAAAAAAAAAGAAAAAAAGAAGAAAACAAGUGGACAAGUGGUAAAAAUGGUUAUCAAUAAAGUUGAAAAUAAUAUUGAUCUUACAUAUAUUUAUUUACGAUUUUAUAUAAACACCUGCCUAAUUUAUAUAAUAUACCUAUAUACACGCAUGUAUAUAUGUACACAUAAGUAUACAUGAAUGAUCUAAUCGAUGGUCGAAAUUGUUAUUUAUAUUUUCAGGAGAGCAAAAUCUUUUAACAAAUUGUCAACCAAUUGCUAGAGAACAAAAAUAAUAGUAGUAGAAUUUACUGCACUGAAAUCUUUCUCAUUACUUUUUGGACACACCCGGUAUUAAACAUUAUUCAGAAAAAGAAAAAAAAAGAUAUAUAUAGAUAUAUUAUAAAACACUAACAGGUAAUAUGGAUACAUAACUACUACUGCAAAUUGGUCAGGGGUACUGCACGUUCUGUUUAAAAUAUUCUGCAAUAGAAAAUAUACCUGCAAUUUGUGAAGUUUAUGUUAUAAUCUUUACUGAUACUUUCCAAUAAUUUUUACCAAAUAUAUUUUAUCAUAUCGCUUAUCCAAUGGAAUAUCAACAUCCAAUGAACUCAACAAGUUGCCAAUUGAAUUAUUUGAGGCCUUGUUAAUAGUCACUUAAGCAACUGAAUAUUUGAAUCUUGAAGUAGCUUUUUACUUUUCUUGGCCAUGUAUCUGGGAUCAUUUUCUUGUUGUAGGAUGAACACUUCUUUGAGACCAAUUCUUAAGUCUGUCACUUUUAAAUUUUCUUUUGUUACAUCAGUGUGCUUAUGUGCAUUCAUGGCUGUAUUUAUAGAUACUAAAACACUAAUUUGAUAUGUCAUGAGAAAUUCCUUUAUACCAGUGCUCCAUAAACUUCCUCCAUUCCCAUUUUGUCUGGACAAAUUUGACACCAUCUCUGUUGUGCACACAAAAAUGUAUACAAAGUAUACAUAAACAUUCUGGCAUCUCCCUCUUGCGACCAGCUAUUGAACUGUUGGCUCAUCCUUCAUCCUUCUUCUACCAGAUAGGUAGACACGUGGUAGUACCAUCUUUGUUCUAUUUAUUCCGUGGUAUUGUUCUUGAUCCUGCAGUUUUCGUCGAAGUAUAUUUUUGCUUUUCCUGCAAUUUUUCCUUGCACUCACUGGAUUUCACUUGAAUUUGGCAUUCGUGGACAAUUUCAUGAUCUUUUUCUGCGAUAGCACAUUGUCUUUAUCAAAUAGUAUACAAUGGUAUAGGUUAGUAUAUUUCUUCGACUAUGCCUUUUUGGUACACUAUGUAUAUUUUGAAGCAAUUAUAUGGCCACUUAAUUGAUUACGACGAUCAGAAGCAACCUAAUCUUGAACCUGCAAUCAUGGUCUCGCCAUUUUUGGCAUCAUAGUAUUAUUUGACAAAUAAUCCUAUUGUCGCAAAGAAUUUUUUUUAACUAAUAGGUUUGUUCAAUCGACCACAUUUAAGAAUUACUUAUAUUUGAUGUCCUGAAUAACUGAACCGGAAAUGUCCUCUUAAUCGACUAUCUUGUUUGUCAAACACGAUUUUCCACAGUCUACUUAUUCGCUAUUCUUCUGCUUGUACGUUUAUAUUUAUUAUAGGUUUAUUAAUUUCAGUUAUUGAUUAAGAGGAUAUAUUAUAAAUCAGAUUUAAACAUGAAAGAUUAAUACUAUUUUAAGCUUUAUCGAACACUGUUUCUCCCAUUUGUCCACUUUUGUUCCUGACCGUAUAUUUACUUGCCGUUAGAUUUUUCAAUAAUAAAUUUUUCCAAAUCAUUUCGCUAUUAUCUGACAGUUGCUUUCCAUUUGAACUUGAUUAAUUAUUAAACGAUUCGAUCGAUUUCGACGUGCAUUUCGUUUCCUCAAUCAACGUUCACGUAACUCGUGAAGGAGUGAUUAUUUUCUAUCGUUAGAGUUCUAAUUGUUAAACUUCUGAUUAGUUGUUUUUUAUAAGGCGAAAUAAUUUGUAAAUAAAAUAAUAAUAAUAAAUAAGGAGAAGAAUAAUAAGAAUAAUAAUUAGGAGUAACGAAAGACAGAAACUUUUGUGAUGGAUGGUUACGUUAGUAACGGAUAAUUAACAAAUAAUUAAUUAGGCUAAACUUUAUUUUGUCAGACCAAGGAUUAUUGUUUUUGUUUCUUGCAAUCUUGUACUUUUCGUCCUGUGGAAUCUGGAAAUGCAGCUUUAAGGCGCGGGAGCCACUAGUUCAAAAGUUAUGACUGUGUAAAACCGAGUAUUUUUAGGUUAUUUUAUACCUUCCUUUGACGCCAUAUUGACUUCUAUACACGAUUCGUCCAAUGAGUGUCGCUGGUUGUGAAUAAAUGCACGAGAAUGGUGACCAGCUUGUGGUGGGGUUUUGAAUCAUGAAUAUUGGAUUAUUUAUUAAUUAUCAAUUAAUUGGGUUAUUUGUCAAUUAGGUUCAGGUUAUUCCUUAAGUUAGUCGUCCAUUUAAUAGCACAACAGUGAUGUAACGACAUUUGGCUGCUCAUACGUCUUCAACACGUGAGAUUCACACCUAUCGUCCACUUUACAAACUGUCAAAAUUUACCAGCGUAUUAGCAUUGUACCUUGAUAAAGGGAAAGAUGAUAGAAAAAAAAGGAAGAAAAUAUUGGGCACACAGAAGUUUGAAAUUACGAAGAAGCGGCGGUAAAUUUGAUGCACUGUAUGUGUAAACAGAUAAUUGGAGAUGUACAAAAAUUCCAUCGAUACUCUCCAACAUCAACAGCACGAUAUCAUAUAUUAUUAAAAAAAAAGAAAGAAAAAGAAGUAGAAAGUGUUAUACAAAAACGAAAUAUAAAAUUUGGAGUAGCAAUUGACGUCCGUAGAAAAAUUGACAGUACGUCUAAGGCAGAUGCAGGACAAUAAAAUCCUAUUUACGAUAUGUAUAAUAUACAUAAAAUUAAACUAGCUGAAAUAAUUAUGGGUAUUGAAGUGAUUAAACUAACCCUGUUCGUCACCAAUGCAUUGUCAGCAAUGAACCUAACCUAAAUCCAGAUUACUAUCUAGACGAUAGGGAGAACCGUCGAUGCUGUGCUGUUGUCGUUAAAUGGACAAACUUCUAUGAAAACGCGUAAAAUAUGUAAAUUAUGUGAAUGCUACUGUUGAUGCUAGUCUGAUGCUGUUAGAUAAGCCACGAUCCUUGUACAUGGCAUUGGGCUGGGAUCAUUGCUACUAAAGUAGAAAAUUUUGUAUUUCACUGAUCUUCAUAAAAAACAAAGUUUUUAAAUGGGAUGGGUCAAAGAUGUAUUAAUUUCUUUCAAAAAAAAAAAAAAAAAAAAAAAAAAAAAAAAAAAAAAAAAAAAAAAAAAGAAUUAAUCUUCAGCGAAGUUCAGUUGAAUCCUCAUCAGUGCAGGCCAAUCGGUUGAGGAACAGAAGCAACAUGGCGUCAAUAAAAGGACAUGCAAAAUACUUUUGCAAUGCUGAUAAUUUGUUAUCCAAUGAGAUUUCUCGCCUUAAAACUCAUAUUUAUCGAAUCCUUCGUGUGGAAAAUAGCCAGUCAGCAAAAGAAAAAGAAAAUAAUUGUCGAUCCUGCGAAAUAAAGUUCAGCCGUUAAUUAACCUAUCUCGGUAAGCUUUAAUUAUUGUUAAUUAUUGAAUAUUAGGUAACCGAUAAAUUAGUCAUUGAUCAACGAGCUAAUUUACUUAGGGCAGAGAAUUCAUGGGACUUUUAUUCUAGAGAAAAUAGAAUUCGCGCAGAGACGAAUGUGUUGGUCAGCUGGCGAGCUAUUCCUUGUGAUUUGAAUGGGGAAUAACGGGCUGGCUUAUCGUAUGGUUAAGCAGUUACCGAAAAUAUCUUCUCUCUGCUCUGUGUCCGCCGUGCAGCCAUAGGCCACAUACGCAUAGAUGCACACCAACAAUUGGUCGGCAAGAUUAAAUAAACAAAUAACAAUCUGGAUUCCGUGAAAACGCGAUUCUAUCAGAGCGGUGGGUCGAUACUGGGAAUCAGCGAAGGCAACGGUUUUAAUUAAUCGGUUUUUGUCGACCGAAAUACUCGAACGUAAAUUCAAAACUCGAUCGAACAUAAUUGAAAGUAAAAACUGAAAUGUUUCUCGACUAUAGUUUAGAAAUUUAUUAAUGAAUUUUAAAUUAUCGAGAGAAUGUUGGAAAGGCGGAGGGGAGGGGGAUAUAACUUUUUUUCGACCUUACAGGUAGGAAACGCGCGAUUGUUUCUUGUUGAACAAAAGGGCAAAAAAAUGCCGAGGGGAAAAUUGGGAAAUGGGGCGUGUGUGCGUGUGUGAGAGAAACAACAAGAAAUUUAUAAAGAUAUACGAAUAAUCUAGAUACCAGAUAACGAGAUGACAUACUCCAUGCCUUACAUAGAAUUAUCUAAGCCUAAGUAGAUGUAUCUAUAUAAUUAGUCAUAUUAAUUGAGAUAAAUUACGAGAACGUCAUGGUCAACAAAGAAUCGAGAAAUCGAGCAUAUGCACAAAUCAGUUUCCGGGGAUAGAUCUUCGAAAUUAGAAGUUUUAUCUUCUUUCCUUUCCUAAGUGUUUUCUUCAGAUUUAACAGAAUAGCUAAUUGAUGUUGUAACGUAUCACGUUGCGUUAACAGAUAUGUUUGUAUACUUUUUAUUUUUCUUCUUUUUUCCCCUUUUCUUAUGAUUUAAGAUGGAUAUCAGAAAGAUCGAGAGUGUUGAAGUUUGCACGACCUGGGUUGUCGCUAUUCACACUGUUACACUUAGACGUUCCGCCGGCUUUGCAGCUUGUUUCCUCAAGGCUGAAGUGGAAUUUACACGGUUUCACUUUGGACGAACACGGCCGAUGAACGCUGCUUUCAUCCUCGAAUGAGCAACAGAUGGAAACAAGUUCAUCUGCCAUGUUCCUCCAAAGUGAACCAGUGUAAAUCCGCCUUAAGUGUAAAGGCCCAUAUACACUUGCAACAUGUUGCAUGCAUCGAGUCUUAAGUUUCAUGACACGUGUUACAAUUAUGUAAUUAAGUCUCGACAGAUAGACAUCAGAAGCAACUUGUAUCGAUACAGGAACCUAACCAACAACACAAUAAUCCAAUCUUAGUUGGCGACCAUAACCUCAUUGGGACACAAGUUUCAACGUGUAGAGGGCAUCGCCGACUUAAUUUACUUAAUUUACAGUAGAUUCAUUAUCAUCGUAUUUUUGGCUGAAUUUUAAAGCAGUAGAUGUUGAGAAACAGGGUGAUCCAUACGCAAAUAAUUUCUAUAAUCGAUCGAUUCGUUCGUUUUUAGUUCCAUCAACAACGUGAGGUUAGAAAACCUGUUUCAUUCAAUUGGCCAUUUUCUUGCGCGUUUCUUUUUCGAUUUCUAAGUUUCUAUCUUUUUACAACGAACAGACCUCCUAUUGUCGAUGACGGUACUGGAGUUGGAAAAUAAUCAGACACGUCGAAACGCGCGUUUUAACAUUGGCAUCAAGCUAUAAAGUGAGAAGAAUCGACAAUGUAGAGGUGAACUGAAACUGAACAGAUUUCGAGAAACCUAGACGUCGACGCAUCGAAACAUGUUUCAACGUGAAUUUUAACGGUGUGGAUAGCGAUAGAAGAAAUUGUAAAAUUCUGUGAUUGUAUUUGUAAAAAAAAGAGUGUUACUUAUUGCCUUUUUGCAAUUUUUUAAAAAUUCCUAUCGUAUCGUACGAGCUAUGUACAUUAAUUCUGACUGAUUAAUUCUGAUUCUAAUUAAAGGUAUAUUCGAAAUUGAAAAUAAUCGGGGGAUGUUUCGAAUGAGAAGAAAAACGAACUUUAUCUCGAAGUUAACGAGAAAAGGGACGAUGAGAAGGGUUGUGAUUUAAAACUCGUGUGAUCGUUUAGAGGAAUAUUUUCAUCGACGAUUUACCAUAAACAAAUGCACGAUAGUUGAAAAUAUUUAUAUACCUUUAGACUCCAAUUGUUACUUACAAAAAAAAUCGUCGAUGGGAGGUUUCGGUAAACGAGCGAAUUGGUCAAUGUGAUCCGCGGGUUCGUUGUUGACCGAGCAUUUUUCUUAAUGAACUUACAUCCCUAAUUAGAGUGGAAAGUGGCGCUGAUUAACUGGACAUCACCUCGGAAAUUGAAAACUCGCUGGAUUCUAAAUUUUGUUCGUACGGUGUUUGUCGAUAGAGCUAAGAUUCUCGUAAACAUCCGCGAAAAGAGAUGUAUAUUUUCUCUUCGAGCGUUUAUAUUAAACUUCGUCGAUUUCUCUUUCACAUCGUAUAUUUUCACUUUUAACUUGAUCCAUUAGUUGUGUACAUUUCUAAAACCGAAUGACUUAACAACUUCCUGAAUAGCGUCGUUGGCAAUAAAAAUUAAUAAAUCUGUCGAACGUGAAAAUAAAGCGUUUGUAAAAUAUAAUCGUGGCAAAGUUUCCGCAGUAAAUUAAAUUCGUCGCAAGCGAAUCGAUAAAUUAAUACGCCUCGUAUCGGUUAAUCACGGAUUAUCGAACGCGAUGUAUAAGUGAUGCGUUAAUAAAUAUAUUCCUUAAAAUACUGAUUUAUUUCCCCAAAGAAAAACUUCUAUAUAGUUACCGUGUGAUAAAACAGAUAGAGAUAAUAAAUAUUUAUUAACUAUAACAUUGUUUAUUUAUACGAAGGAAAUAUUUUAAAAUCCUAUUCUUUAAUCAUUAAUUUAUUUCUUUAUUAUUAAUUCAAGUUCUCUGAUAUACUUAAUCGCAAAUAACAUACGAAUGCGUGAUCGAGACAAGUCACUAGUAUGAAAAUAACGUUGAAAGAAACAAUUUCUUUUUUUUUUAUUUAUUUAUAAAUAGAUGAACAUAUAUGAUAUAGUUAACCGGGAACGAACAAUUUAUGAAUUUUUUUAUCGUUUAUUCUGUCGAAUGUCAGGUAUAUGAAAUUGAUUGAAAAUUGAGAAACUAUUGUGGAUGACUUAUUUAUUCCUCUCGAAUAAUUAAGUGAAAAGUGAAAAAAUUCUCUUUUGCCUUAAAUCUUUGAACGUUUCUUUCUUAAUAACGAAAUGCGAUUUGAUUACUAUCGAAGAACUAAAUCUACUACUAUUCAUCUUAUCGAUAAGAAUACUAUUAUUUAAGUAAAGGAUAUGUAGACAUUCUGGAAAUGGUUGUUCACUCGCAUGUAUAUCCGUAUAAGUUGAUUGCAUAUACCGGUGCUUCUCAGCCACGUGAUAAAGCCAAUUUUGUGUUUGAAAUUCUUGCAGUAAAAUUCAAUGUCCACCUGAAUCGUUGGUUGAGAGACGCUAGCUCGACUCCUCUCCAUUUUACUGCUACUGUAUUUUCUUAUUUCUCGUAGCAAUGGAAAAUAAAAAAUUUCCUGAAGAAAUUCUAUGAUUCAAUGAAAAGUCAGGUAAAACUGUUGUUUAGGGGAUCCAGGACGUAUACUAUAUGAGUGGCCUUCGAAAGAUUUUAGACAUUGCUCGUUGUUCCUUAAAAAAUUACGAGGUAAAAAUUGUGGGUCUAUUAUAUUUUGGUUCACAUUAAUUAGGGUUAGAGUUAAGUUAAAAUGCUCAAACCUAACCUGAACCUAGUUAUGACAACGUAAUUAAGAGACUCGUAGUAAUUCUCACGGUUCACCCACGCUUUUAUUAAUUUCUCCAUGGCAUUUAUGCGUUUCUUCCUCUGAUACGAAAGAGGUUUAGGUUAGGUGAUGGCUCAAACUGCGCAGCCAACAAUGAAAUUCCUAAACUAAAUCUAAACAAAACUUUAAGUGUGGGAAUAUUAGUAUAAAACAUGUAUAUACAUUGUAUAUACACAUACAAACGUAGUUUUUUAACGAACAACGAGACACGAUUAUUAGAACUUUUCAAAGGUCACCGAAGAGAAUUACCUUGAUAACAUAUCGUUCUUUCGCUGCAACAAUGACGUGGUUCAAUAUUCGUAAUUGUUGAGUUAUUGGUACAGAAAAAACAGCUGUUUCUUGUACUUUGUGCUGAUUGAGUCGUGCAAGUGAACUUCGAAAAUUCACCGCGCGAGGGCAGCUGUGUCGCUAUUGCAUCACCACGACACUAGCAGUUCAGGACAUUCAAAUCUAAAAUUGUGAUUUUUAGGUUAUGUCAUUGUUUGCAGCAAACGAACGAUAUGUGAAGGGCAAGAUCAUUGAAGAUGGACUGCCAGAUAGCAGUUUUACCAGAGCUAGAGUUAUAAAAUUGCGUAAAAAAAAAAAAAAAAAAAAAAAAAAAAAAAUAGAAUUGGUUUGAAUAACGGAAAUUGUAGCGAUAUUCAGAGAAAUUGAAUGGAGUCGAAAUAUUUGCGUCAUAUGGGUGUACUGAGAAGCUUUAUUUGCCGACAAUUGGUCAAAUACUUCCAUCAAGUUUAGUUUGGUAUUAUAUAUGUUGAUGCUACUGUGAAUUAAAGUGUAAACAGUUACCUAGAAAUUCUACGGGCUAUCGACGAUAGAAUUAAACUGCCAAUCUAUGUUGCAAAAUAUUUCGUGCACAUAAGUCUAUGAUAAUCUGUACAACGAAACGAUGUGAUUUUAAUAAUUACAUUACGCGAAGAAUAUUUUGCAAGAUAUGGCAGUAGAUCGAAAUAUUGUAUCUUUCAAACAAACUUGUGUAUUUAUCUGUGUUUUUUUUUUUUUUUCUAUUUCUAUCGUCGAAACGGCGAUACAAAGCGUUUUUGGACUUAUCCGCAUGAAAAUUGUAAAAGCUGAUGGAUAAGAGGAAUACAGGACGUAAGAGUUGAUUUACGUAAGAGAAGAAAUAAUAAACUUGAAGUGAUGGCGAUACCGAUGGUCUUCUCUCGAAAGCUAAAAAUGUAAAAGAAAUAGGUACCGAGAGGAGCGCCCGCGGUUGUGAUAAGCUACUAGCUAAGUUACGAUUAGUAGAUUUACUAAUUGAUUAAUUAGAUGAUCGUCCUAACCGGUUAGUGCGGCUUCAUUGUCCUGAUUUGUUGUUUGUCAUUUCCUUUAUUCUUUCCUGUGUUAUUUUUAAUAAAUUCACGGAUUAUUUUGUUUAAA
This is a messenger RNA of Bombus pascuorum, 18358 nucleotides long. Its product is annotated as zinc finger and BTB domain-containing protein 12-like. The coding region runs from base 1167 to 2621 and encodes 484 amino acids. Gene Ontology annotation, cellular component: nucleus. NCBI's taxonomy places the organism in Eukaryota, Metazoa, Arthropoda, Insecta, Hymenoptera, Apidae. Gene Ontology annotation, biological process: regulation of transcription by RNA polymerase II. The record is from RefSeq and is a predicted model, not a curated record. Gene Ontology annotation, molecular function: DNA binding; protein binding. The transcript is spliced from 12 exons.